AUGUUCGCUCCAGUGUUCAGCUCAUGGAAUCUGGGCCAAGAACAGCAACGCCUGGAGGAUCCUUCAGGCUAACCUGCAUUAUUAGUGGUUAUUCUGUUAGCAGCAGCUGGUGGGACUGGAUCCGCCAAUCUCCAGGGAAAGGACUGGAAUGGCUUGGAGAAAUAGAUUGGGAUGGCUCUAAAUGGCGAAUAGACUAUGCCCCAUCUCUUCAAGGACGGAUCACACUCUCUGCAGAUGCCUCCAGCAAUGAGUAUUACCUUGAACUGAGGUCCCUGACAGCUGCAGACACAGCCACAUAUUACUGUGCCCGAAGACCACAGUGAGACAAAGCAAAGGAGAACUGUACAAAAAGGGGAAGGCGUUUGCUGCAGACUUUUUGCUUUUCAUUUUUUUAAAGCAAUCCAUCAUCUUUAGGCUAUUUCUGUGAUGAAUGGCCCUCUUCGAAAAGUGCAGUCUAUUUUUUAAAAUAUUUUUUUAUAUAGUAUUUAUUGAUUUUACAAAAAGAUACAAAAAUCGAAAAGUGCAGUCUAGAUUGGAAGGUUCAGAAACUCAAGCAAGACCAAUAUCCAUAAAAAUACACAAGAAACUUUAUUAAAAACAAAACUCUGUAAAAGGAAAAGCUUCGAACAAUUACACAAAUUAAGAGGCUAAAAAAUAACGAAACUAUCUUAUCUACCUAGCCUACAGAAACACUUAAGCAUAAAUCUUAGCAGGCUGAGCAACAAGCAAAAUACCCUCUAAAGUCCGAACAGGUGCUGACCGUCCAUGUUAAGAUUUCUGUAUGCUCACCCCAACCAAGGUUUUAAGAAAACACUGACUAUGGCUGUUCAACCCUUCCACCCAAUGAAAUCAGCACCUUCUCCAAUUAUGUAUCUUUGAUUACUAUCUGACAUUGGCCUUGAGGCCUUAAUGAGAGGCAUCUGUGUUUAGGCUCAUUAUUCCAGGAAUCCUAACAAAUUCUCAUACGACCCGCACAAUAAUCUUAAAGGGACUAUUUCACCACAAUUUCACACAUGAAUACUGAGAACAUACCAUAACAGACUCUCUCAUUUGUUAACAUUGGCCGAGGUGGCCAUUUUGGUAGCUCCCCAAUUUUGUUUUUAUUUUUUGCGGGGAGGGAUGGCCUGGGAGAUGGUAUUCUUUGUGGCAUCCCCUAAACUAUGAAAAUGUCUUUACACAGACAUGUGUCUGGCACCUUCAUUAUACACUUUUCAUCAUGUGCCAAAGAUGCACCUCUUUACCUUGUCCUCUAAAACCUGAGACACAUGCGUUUUAAGACCUACUCUAUUCUUCUUACAGAAUCAAGGACUUAUAGAGUUGGAAGGGACAAUAAGGGUCAUCUAGUCCUAGCCCAUUCAAUGCAGGGUAAUUUUUAAAAAAUAGUUAAAUAGUUAUUUGUUUCAAACUGGAUUUUAAUGCUGCUAUUUUAAAUUGUUAGGACAUGCCCUGGGACCUUGAGGUGAAUAGCAGGUGAUAAAUGAAAAUCACCAUUAAUGUUUGGCACGCAUGAGUGAAUGAGCCAUUACAGCUCUGACACUUAAAAGAAAAAGGUUAAUCUUAAUGUGCUGCACGUUGCACUUCUAGGCCCCCAAGGCCUUCCCCUGAAAAUAACUUCACACUGGCAUGUAAUUUUAGUUUAAGUAAGUUUAAGUUAUUGGGCAAAAUUUAGGCCACAACUUUAUUGAUUACAGCAAAGUGAGCGGUGUUGGCUUAGGCAUUGGCAACAGACUAUAACUGACUCCUGCCUCUUUGGCUGGUAGUCUGAAAGGGUAAACAUCAAACGAGGGAGCAACAUCGAUGGUGACUGACCAAAGCUCACCCCGGGGCUCCUGUGGUCCUGGCAUGGCCCUAGCCCCUCAAGCAGACUUCGGACAAGAUCCAGGACCCCUAGAUUCCUUUACCAGACUACCCUAUUCCUGGAGGAGCAGGUGAUGGCUGCAACUCCCAUCCCCCACUGUCAGGGAGGAUUCUGAGGAGCAAUGGACAGAAGAGAAAGACAGGGAGAUGACCCGGGAGGCAGUCAGGGAGAACAGGGGCUUAGAGAUGCUGGAGAGCCCUGCAACAACCCAGAGACAGAGGAAGAGGAAGAGAGGGCGGAGAGUAGCCAUGGAGAGCAGGGGCUCAGGGAUGCUGGAGAGCCUUGCAACCAUCCAGAGGCUUGGGAAGGAAGCUCAGACUCAGGAAGGGAGGGGCCUUUCAAAUCAGCACAGACAAGGAGGGAAGUGAAACGUAAGGAUCAAAGACAUCUCACGCGAUUCCCACGUCUACUUUGUUGGUACGAGGAUUGUAGGAAGUCGCUCCCUGAAUCUGACUCAACGGGUUUGGAUGCGUAAUUCUGAACUGUAGCUGUUCUUGUAUAUAUGUAAUAAAGACUGUAAAUAUCACACUGAUUGUGCUGGAGUGUUACUAGGAAGGGGAAAACCACUUUUACACCCAUAUUUCAAUAAGCCAAUGCCUAACCGCCAAAUCUUACAAAGUUGUGACGAUUGCUAAGGGGUAAGCAAACCAAGUGGCUACAGCCAAUCUGCCAAAUGGAAAAAAUUCUUACCCAGCCCCUGUUCCAAAACAGGCGACCCAAUCCAAAGCAAGGCCAAAGCAGCACUACCUAAAAUUAGGAAAGGAAGGCAGGUGUUCGGCAGCACGAAGCAAGUGCCCCCAGUUACAUCACGCUGCCGCUUUUAUAGGCCCCAGGAAUCGCACCAACUGCCCCAAUUGGCCCAAACAGCCUUGCACGAUAUUCAUUUUAGAUUUUACCGUUUACAGGAUCUGGGCAUUGAAAAUUCAGCAUAUUUGUUCCACUGGUAGCUAAGCAGAGAGAGAGAGAAACUUAUUUUCUGCUAAAGAAAGGCAAUUGAAGGUGGGUAUCAGAAGCAAGCUAGAGUGAGCCAGGAAUAAAUCACACAGAGUAAGCGAAGAUAACUCUUUAUUAGAAGAAACAGGAUCUGCUCAGGAGUGUCAGGCCUAAUGAGCACAGCAACUAUUCUUCAAUAGAUCUUGCCCCUGUGAGGCAGUUGUGAAGACGGAAGGCUUUAUCACAGCUUCCUAAGUCUCAUCCUCUCCCGCGUCUUUCCCAAGCAAUCUGAGACUACGCUGGUGUGCUUGCCUUUGCUCCUCCUGCUUCGUACUUCUCCUGGUCCUAUGAGACCUGGGGAGUGGGAGCUUUUUGCAGCUCCAUAGAAAUUACCAAUUACACAGAGGCAUAGCUAGGGAGCGUGGCAGAGGGGCACACUGGGUGCCACUUCGCAGGGGUGGCACUUAACGCAAGGCCUGGCCUGUGGCAUGCCUGAGCCACAUGUCUCUUCUGGGAGUGACGCAGCGGCUUAGGCACCUGCAGGCUCCAUGCUGCCCAAAGCUUCAGUGUGGGGCAUGCAUCUGCCCACUGCCUCCCCCUCAGUUGUAGGGCGGCUGAGGGGGAGGCAGCGGGCAGACUGCAUGCAAGCUCCGUGCUGCCCAACAUGGCAUCGUGGGGCUUGCAUCUGCCUGCCGCUUUCCCCUCAGCUGCCUUGCAGCUGAGGAGGAGGCGGCAGGCGGACUCCAUGAAGGCUCCGUGUAGCAUGCCGUCCGCUCAGAGUUCCCUAUCAUGCCCUGCCUGGCUCCGGCAGUGAGGGCUGGGUGAGUGUGAAGGGUGAAGAUCAUGCUCUGUGUCCCACCCCUGUUCUUCACCCCCUAUGCCCUGCCUGUGAGCGUCUACCCAGCAGUGUCAGUGGCAAAGUUGGAAGAACGCACUCUGCCCCGGCCCAAGCUGCUGGUGAAUGGCACUACGCCCCUGAGUAGCACAGAGGGCAUCAUGCAAAUGGUGUGGCCUUCGUUAUGCCUUUUAAAUGGGGGACCAUAUGCAAAGAGUCUCAUGGAGUACUUGAUAAAGCCUCUUUCUGCUGUGGGUUCAUCUUGUUUUUCACCCUUGGCCUUUUGAGUCAUUCUUUUCCCAGAGAAGUCAUUUAAAAAGACAGGACAGGAGGAAGAGACAGAGAAAAAAGAUGAUUUUACUACACCUACUUUUCAUUCUAUCAGCUUUGGGAGGUAUGCUUCUUUGUACAUUCUACAAGCAAAAUAUAUUCUGGAGAUUGGCAAAUAGUUCCGGAAUGUAUUUGAGGAUGGGGAAUUGAACAGCUGCUCCUUGUCGUAAUUUAAGCAUUUAUUUAUUUUUAAUCUGUUACUCUCCUGCUUUAAUGCCCCCUUUUCAGGAGCCUAUUCUCAGAUGACUCUCACUCAGUCAGGUCUAGAAAUCAAAAGGCCUGGAGACUCGGUGAAGAUCAAGUGCACUGUGAAUGGCUUGAAUGCUGCUAUGGAAACUUUUUACAUGGAUUGGCUCAGGCAGGCACCCGGAAAGACGUUCGAAGGGUUGUCUCGGUUCAGGAUACCAGGAAAAGAAGCUCAGUCUUCUGCAUUCCGAGGUCGGUUCACAGCCUACAAAGACAUAAACAGCUUCUACCUGGAGAUGAACAACCUGAGAGAAGAGGACACUGCCAUGUAUUACUGUACUAAAGACGGCGCACAGUGAGAGAAAACCCUUCUGGGCUCAUGUCAAAAACCUUCUGUAGUGUAGCCACAGAAAAAUAUUGCCUGGCGGCGGCGCUCAUGUUCCAUUUUCAUGCGCAAUUGAACGCAAGGGUUAAGCAGUAGAAACCAUAACCGGAAGAGAUGGUAGAGAGAGAAAUCUCCUUUUUCACAGGAAGCAGAUGUCUGGGUUCUCCCUAUCCAAAGGAAGAACUGUUUCAAGGCAUGAAGAAGAGAAUCCUUUAAAAUAGAAAAUUAUUCAAAUGCAUAUUUAUACUUUUAUUUUAAUAUUUAUAUACAUUCUUAUUUCCCACGCCCUCUAAAUAUUUAUUUCAUUAUAUUUAAAGCUCCGAGACACACAUUAAUGUGAAAGCUAUUGGAUAGUUCAGUUCUAAUCUGCAAAUUAAGGCUAGACAUGCAGAUCAUGAUAUUCAUUUUGGGAAUUUGCCAUGGGUUUGGUCCAGUGAAUGGGGAUUUGAAGCUGAUUGUGUCUCUACUGUAUGUGUAGCAUCCAUAUUAUUUCCUCCUCCCACAAGUGGAAUCCUGUACACACACACCCAAAUUAGGAUUUCUCUGAUCGGCAAAUAACCAGAUAAGGGAAGAUAAAUAAACAAACUUGUAUAUUACUUGUCCGAAGAUGCACAUUUGUGUGUGUGUGUGUGUUUCUUACAUAUGUGGUGAAGUUUCCCUGGGUGCCAUCUAACCUUAUUUCCGUUCUGUUUGUGUCAGCCCAAAGCAAAGAAUGAAACUGGUUGUUGCUAAGGCAAAUCUCCCCUCUUCCCCCUUAAAAUAGUUCUUUUCAUAGAAUCACAGAAUUGUAGAUUUGGAAGUUACCCCAAGGGUCAUCUAGUCCAACCCCCUGCAAUGCAGGAAUUUCGACUAAAGCAUCCAUGACAUGUGGCCAUCCAACCUCUGCUUGAAAAUUUCCAAUAAAAAAGGUCCAGCACCUUCCAAGGGAGUCCAUUCCACUGUCAAUCAACUCUUACAACCAGAAAGUUCUUCCUGAUGCUUACUCAGAAGCUCCUUGUAACUUGAAUCCAUUGGCUUGGGCUACGCUCCAGAACAGGAGAGAACAAGCUUGCUCCAUCUUCCAUGUGACAGCCUUUAGAUCAGAGCUUUCCAAACAUUUCAUGUUGGUGACACACUUUUUAGGCAUGCAUCAUUUCACCUAUUGCGUAAGUUCUUAUUUGUUCAUUGCUUAAUAUUGGUAACACUUAUGAUCUUAUGCAAAUGAUUUCCUGGUGUGCUCUUUAUUAAAAAGAAGCCACAUGUAGAUGUCUUCAAAUACGGAUGCCGUAUUUGAUGUCUAUGAUCUAAUUCAUCUCCACUUCAAGUCUGUGGGAGUGUUUGCCAUCAAGUGAAGACAUGGAACUGAAGUUUCUGAUAAGCUUCUUGAUGGUAUAUCCAGCAUGUGAGAAAAUCUUCCAUUUCCCCCUUCAUAUGGGCCAUCUGGCACUUUCCUGUGUAAUAUUUUUCAUAUAUUUUUUCCUCCCCAUAUUUUCUUUCUGAUACAGUGGUACCUCGCAAGACGAAUGCCUCGCAAGACGAAAAAUGCGCAAGACGAAAGAGUUUUCCGUUUUUUGAGUCGUUCCGCAAGACAAAUUUCCCUAUGGGCUUGCUUCGCAAGACGAAACGUCUUGCGAGUUCUUGCGAGUUUGUUUCCUUUUUCUUAAAGCCGCUAAGCAGUUAAUAGCCACUAAGCCGCUAAGCCGCUAAUAGCCGUGCUUCGCAAGACGAAAAAACCGCAAGAUGAAGAGACUCGCAGAACGGAUUAAUUUUGUCUUGCGAGGCACCACUGUACAGGUAUUUCAUCCCAGAUUACUCUUACAGAGACCGGUGAUUGCCUUAAGAUGCCAAGAGACACUCUGAGACUGACUUGUACAGUGUCUGGAUUUUCUCUAACAAGUUACCAGGUGCACUGGAUCCGAAAACCCUUGGGAAAGGGGCUGGAGUGGAUGGGAAUGAUGUGGAGAAAUGGAAACGCUACCUAUAACAGUGCUCUCUCAAACCGCAUUACCAUUACAAGAGACACCUCAAAAAGCCAGGUGACCCUGCAACUUAUGGCCUGAAGCCCAAAGAAGCAGGAAGGUAUUAUUGUGGAAGAGAACCACGCUAUGAGGAAAAUGUUGUAAGUGGCAGUACAAGAAGCAUGCGCUUCUCUUUCAUGGGCUUGCGAACAACACUUGGAAAGCAAUUCAUUAUACAUCCCAUCUGUUUCCACAGUGACAAAUUCAAGAUGUCCCACACCAUCCAAGCACCACUUUGCCAUUCUGUGUGACAAGCUAGAAUUGCAAAUAAAGAACUGCAGACUGGGCUCCUCGCCAUAUUUUCAAAUGAAUCUCUGAACUCAGGGGUGGGGUAUCUCAUGCUUAUGGGGAGGGACCAAGAACCUUCCUGCUUCCUUCCCCAAGCACACUUGACUUUGGGAAGGUGAUGCACAGAAUCCUAGGAGGCAAGAGGGCUCCAGGAUCCUGUUAGAGUCUCAUGCCUCCUUCCCCAAGCUCACUAAGAGCUUACCCAACUUAGGAAUGGAGGCAGGAGGGCUCUGAGAGUGUCCGAGAGCUCUCCCACCUCCUUCCCCAAACCCAGAAAGUGCUUGCCCAUAUUUGGCAAGGAGACCAGAAGGCUCCAGUUCUCCUGCCACCUUCCCAAUGUUGCUGCCUCUGUGGGAGCUGCUGCCAUAGUUCCCAUGCAAUUGGGGUGCCCUGGAACAAAGGCAGAGCCCCAGGCGCCUUCAAAGAAAGCUGGGUCGUCUUUCUUAAAACAGGGCAAUUGGAAGGUAUGCCAUUUCCCAUAAUAGAUUAUCCGUGGAAACUAACAAUAAGUUAUGAAACAUUAUGUUUGGUGAUUAAAUGGCUUCUCAGUGCCAUAAUUUAAGGAUUUUCUCUUGCUCCUUCAGAGGCCUACGCUCAGGUUAUACUUACCCAGUCAAGUUUGAAUAUCAAAAGACCUGAAGAAUCUGCUGAAGAAUCCUGCUCAAAUUCACUGUGAAUGGUUUUGAAAUAAAAAGCAAUUAUGAUGCUUACUCUCCCACAAUUCAAAUGUGAUACUCUCCUCCAAAGACAGCUCCAGCUUCUACCUGCAAUGAAAACUCACACUUUACACUCUGGGUGCCCUUUGCGGGAUUCUGUAUGUUGCUUCGGACCCCAGGGAACUUACUGGUUGUAUGGGCUGGCCUCCCUCUGAGUGUUAUUAUUUGGAGGUUCAUGCCCAGCCUCAGUUAGUCAAUUUACACUGCUGGGAGGUGGGGCCAGUGGCAUAAAUAGAGGGUGGAGCCAGCAGUAGCCAGGCAGUCGGCUCAGGAGCUUCACCCACCCAACCCUCCCUUUGUUUAAUGUUUCUUGUUUGCAGGUUAACAGUUUUCUUCCUGUUUAGUGGGCGCUGCUACAGUCUUUUGACUUGUUGCUGUUGAAGAAUCGGAAACAAAUUUUCCUGCAUUGGCAGGUUUUGUCUUCCCCAUAGCAAUUCGUCACAAAUUUGGUGGUUUAAGGCCUUGGGCGGAAUCCUUUUGUCUUUUCAUCCCGAAAAUUGGGGGGGAGGGGGGGAGGUGGUGACUCACCCCCGCCCCGCUGCGAUGAUUCCAGGGUUCCCUCUUAAAGGGGUUGUAAUAUGGGUGUCACUGGCCAUACACUGAAAGGUUGUCAAUGAAUUACCCUGUGUGUGGGGUUUGGGGUGGGCUGCCUGCAUACACAUGCAUCUUGCAGAGCACCCCCAUAUCCCAAUUAACCUGAGGAGCCCCAGUUCCCCCAGCUGGGGGGCUUGGAAGGCUACACGCCCAAUGCCUAAGCCAAGGUCUUCCUACAUUUGAGAGUUUAAUAAAGUUGUGGCCAAAUUUUAAUUCCAUAACAUGUUGUCAGAGUCAUUAUUCAUUUCUGGUGGUCCCUGGGGGCUGGGGCGGUCGCCGCCUGGUCACUCAAAUAAACUGCAAUGUAUUUUUGUGCUAGAGACACACAAUGCUAGGACACCCACCUGUGUUCAUGGCAGAUGGUGGUGCUCAUACUCUAUGAUGCUGGGCGAUUGCUCACAACAGCCUAGUAGUAGAUACCACAACGGGAGGUAAAUUGAAUUUUGCAGAUCUCUAGGUUCUCCAAUUUUGAUUCAAUUAUCUGGGCCCUGAGCCACCAGACAAAGUAACCUGGUCACAAGAAAUUCCUGGAUUGAGGCUUAUCUAAAGCAAUAUGAAGUUUAAGGAGAAGGAGGAGGAAGAAGAAGAAGAAAAAGAAGUUGUUGUUAAUGUGAAAUUGUGUUGUGGGAGCUAUGAUAUGGACUGAGAACUGUUAGGAAUUAUAUAGUCACCUCCAUUCAACAGCUUUCUUUGUCCUCCCUGUUAUGAGUUAUGACCCCUGUCUCUGGGGACACAAUUCUUUGAUUGCUAAGCCCUUCUUGGGGGGGGGGGAGUUGAAGUUUUUCAUGGACUGGCGGUGUCUUAUAUAGCAGAGGAUAUGCAAAUAUUGAUUCAGUCCAUUCUUUAAAACUCCCUCCCUCCUGCCCUAGACUUUGAUCUUGCAGAAAUAACCAUCGUUCCCUUGUAGCUACUAGUCUUCCCAAGGAGAAUUUCUGUGAAAACCAUCCAAUAAGAAUGAUUACUUGGAUCCAUCUCCUCUUAACUCUUUCAGCUUUCAAAGGUAAUUCCUCCCUUUUGUUGCAGUGAUAUGACUUGGACUUGCUGAGAAUGUAUUCAGGGAGAUUUGUAACUCUGUCCCUUUUCCUAGGUGUUUUGUCAGACAUUUCUCUGGUAGAAAAUGGAGGAGACCUGAAAAGGCCUGGAGAUUCUCUUCGGCUUAUGUGUACAACAUCAGGCUUCAGUAUAGCCAGCUACUGGAUGAGCUGGGUCCGUCAGGCUCCAGGAAAGGGGCUCGAGUGGGUGUCAAGGGUUUCAGGAAGUACCACAUAUUAUGGAGAUUCUGUUAAAGGCCGAUUCACAACUUCCAUGGAUAUGUCCAAUCAGUGGAUUGAUCUGCGUAUGACAGACCUGAAAGCUGAAGACACUGGAAUGUAUUUCUGUGCGAGAGAACACAGUGGUGCAGAGUGAAUCUGAGCUCUGAAAAAUACCCAUGGUGAAGCUGGCAAAGGGACAAGGUUCCCUGGAGGGUUAUUUAUGGAUCAGUCAUUGAGAUCUUGUUUGGAAACUCAGCAAAACAUCCUGUCAUUAUAGCAUUUGUAACACCCCUUUGGGACUUCUGAUCUGCUUCAGUUUUGUUUGACCAAUUUUUUAAAAAAAUCCUGCUUCUUGUCAAAAAACCUUCUGCAGUAGAAAGCAGAGUGUUCCGUGUAUUCGGGCAACUAAGGACAAUGACCUAGGAAUAAAAACCACACACACACACACACACACACACAGUAGAAAGCACAGCAGGAUGAGAGAAUAAAAAUAAAAUUUUGCCACAAGAAGCAGAUGUCUAGGAUCUCCUAUUUUGACAGAAAAGCUGCUACUGAUGCAGGAAGAAGAAAACCACAAGAAACAACUAGAUGAAGAAAUCUCUUACUAGUUCAGAGGACUUUUUGCAUGGUUUUACCCAGGGGUAGGAAACCUAAGGCCCGGGGGCCGGAUGUGGCCCAAUCGCCUUCUCAAUCCGGCCCAUGGACAGUCCAGGAAUCAGCAUGUUUUUACAUGAGUAGAAUGUGUCCAUUUAUUUAAAAUGCAUCUCUGGGUUAUUUGUGGGGCAUAGGAAUUCAUUCAUUCAUUAUUAUUUUUUUCAAAAUAUAGUCCAGCCCACCACAUGGACUGAGGGACGGUGGACCAUCCCACAGCUGUAAAAGGUUGCUGACCUCUGGUUUUACCAGUAACCCUAUUCUAUUGUGAACCCACAUUCAAUUGUGUGCGCUUGUUUCCAAAGACAGAGUAGUUCAGAGUCCUGGAUUCCAGCCAGGAUGGUAUGAUGUCCUAUCUCUGCUAAUACAUCUGUACAUUGCAGGGCAGAUGCAGGAGGAGAUGUGGACUUGAUGCUUUUGGUGCCUCAUAGAUGUGGGUGACGUUGUGAUCUAAACCACUGAGCCUCUUGGGCUUGCCGAUUGGAAGGCCAGCAGUUUGAAUCCCCACAAUGGGGGUGAGCUCCCAUUGCUCUGCCCCAGCUCCUGCCAACCUAGCAGUUCGAAAGCACACCACUGCAAGUAGAUAAAUAGGUACUGCUGCAGCGGGAAGGUAAACAGUGUUUCCGUGUGCUCUGGUUUCUAUCACAGUGUUCCGUUGCCCCAGAAGCGGUUUAGUCAUGCUGGGCACAUGACUCAGCUCCCUCAGCCUGAAGUGAGAUGAGCACCACAAUCCCAUAGCUGCCUUUGACUGGACUUAACCGUCCAGGGGUCCUUUACCUUUACCUUUCUAGUCAGAUCCUGGAGGUUUCUCCUUUAUUAGUGGCAUUUGUGCUAUCAUGCAAAUGAUUCUUAGUUUUGGACUUCAUUAAAGGAAACAGAGCAUGCAAAGCUUCUCAGCAAGAAUACAGCUCCCCUUCAGGUCCUAUGAGUUAUUGCCAACCUUUCAAGUCAUGGAAUUAACACUCUUGACCAUUUCCCUAAUGAUCUUCCCUGCAUGUAAGGAAAUUCUGCAAGCAAUUGAUUCCCUGUAUAGCCAUCUUCUUCUUAAUUCUUCCUUAUUUUUUUCCCCUCCUAUACAGGUAUUUUAUCCCAGGUUACCAUUACAGAGUCUGGUGGUGGUGUCAAGAGGCCAGGAGAGACCGUGCAACUGACUUGUACAGUGUCUGGAUUUUCUGUAGCAAGCAGUCUGAUGGAUUGGGCCCACUGGGCCCCUGGGAAAGGGCUGGUGUGGAGUGGACGAAUCUGGUCCAAUGGAAAUGUGAACUAUAACAGUGGACUCCAGAACCGUAUCACUAUCACAAGAGACACCUCAAAAAACCAGGUGUUCCUGCAACUGCGUGGCCUGAAACUGGAAGAUUCCGCCAUGUAUUACUGUGCAAGAGACACACUGAGAGAAAAU
Messenger RNA from Podarcis lilfordi (Lilford's wall lizard), 11425 nucleotides. Lineage: Eukaryota; Metazoa; Chordata; Lepidosauria; Squamata; Lacertidae. The record is from the annotation of a GenBank genome assembly.